Messenger RNA from Mercurialis annua (annual mercury), 684 nucleotides. Its product is annotated as gibberellin-regulated protein 9-like. The record is from RefSeq and is a predicted model, not a curated record. Bases 86 to 427 code for a protein of 113 amino acids. The transcript has 4 exons. NCBI's taxonomy places the organism in Eukaryota, Viridiplantae, Streptophyta, Magnoliopsida, Malpighiales, Euphorbiaceae.
UUGUUUAACUGCCUAUUCAUUGUGUCUAUAUAAAGAAACUCCCUUUCUAUUACUAAGUCUCCAAGAAAAACAAAUAUCUUGCAAGAUGAAGCUGUUCUUCAUUUUUGUUGCUCUCAUUUUACUACUUCAGGUUUAUUUGGGACAUUCAGUCAUCAAUAGUGCUGCAAAUUCUCCAGCCAACAUUGAUGAAGAAAGUGAUUUGGUUGCCAUUGACAAGAAACACCACUACCAUCAUAAGAAAAUCAAUUGCGGAUACGCGUGCUCGAGGAGAUGCAGGAAGUCAUCAAGGAAGAAUGUGUGCCACAGAGCAUGCAAGACUUGUUGCUCUCGGUGCCACUGUGUUCCUCCUGGUACCUAUGGGAACAAGCAACUUUGUCCUUGCUAUGCAUCUCUCAGAACUCACGGAAACAAGCUUAAGUGCCCUUAGAUCAAUUUAUUAAUUGCUGCUUAAUUAGUAAUUCUAUGUUCUGUAAGGGAAUAAAUUCAAGUUAUAUGUACAUAUGCUUGAAAAACACUCUAUUUAUUAUCUAUAUUGAGGAAAUACUAUUAUUUUGGACCUCUAUAUAUAUGACAUAUGUCGUGUAUUAUUUGUAAUAAGUGGAGUUUAUUCUUAUUUGAGUGUCUCCCUCUUUGUUGUAAUAUAGCUACUACUAACAUUGAGUUGCAGCUACUGUUUCAGUUAAA